GGUCACAAAACCACUGAUACUAAUAGCAACUUAAUCCUGGCACUGGAUGUAUUGUUACCUAGUCCCACCUGGGUGAUCAUGAACGGAAGCGCAGUGCCAUUGUCACCAGUUGGUGGAGGGAUGGUGGGAGAACCUGCCUCUCUCCCCUCCUUUGGUUGGCGGGAAUUCUGCGAAGUCCAUGCUCGUGCUGCUGCAGUUGAUUUUGCCCGUCGUUUCCGGACUUUCCUUGGUGAGAACCCCCAGUUUGCCACCCCAGGAGCCGAAGCUGCUUUCUCACACCGCUUUGCAGAGCACUUCCUAGAACAUUUUGAGGCUGAGGUGAGCCGGGCUUACACCAGUGACUCGCCACCCCGCUGUGACAUUGCUCCUUUCACUGGUUGUUCUUCUGCACGGGACCUCUCUGAGACCUGCAGUGACUCCUCGGUGGCUUCCCCUGUUGAACCUCCAUUGGGCCCACCCUCUGGCCUCUCUAGCAGCCAGUCCCGCAGCUCGGAAGAUGUUUCUGCUGUGGCAGCCAUUACCGCUACGAAGCCAAAGCUGAAGAAGCGCUUUUCUUUGCGCAGUGUUAGCCGCAGUGUCCGAGGUAGCGUACGUGGCAUUCUUCAGUGGAAGACCUCAGCUGAAUCAUCCUCUGGUGGCAGAGAUGGGACACCCACUGGAGCCAACAGUAAUUCUAAUUCUUCGGGUGGUGGUGACUCAGACCGUUGGACUCACCGAUUUGAACGUCUUCGGCUCAACAAAGCCUCCCCAGUCACUCUCCGAGUCGAACUGGCUGGUGUGCGCCGUGAAGGCCUACUGAACUACAUUGUGGCUGAUGAUGGGUCAGGAGGGGGCAGUAGGACACACUGGCAGAAAUGCCGUCUUCUCCUGCGCAAAGCAGGGAAGGGAGAAGGGGAGGGUUACCUGUUGGAGUUCUACAUACCACCAAAGGCAACAAAGCCACGGGUCAGCAUUGCUUGUUCCUGUGUAAUGGAUGUGCGGACAACAACUCCACUGGAGAUGCCAGACAAAGAGAACACUUUUGUGCUGAAGCUGUCAAGUUCCUUGGAGUACAUCCUUGAGACUGUUGACUCACUGCAGAUGCGAUCAUGGUUGGCUGACAUUCAGGAAUGCAUGGGCCUGGGAGAAAGUACUGAUAGCCUGGAGCAACCAUGCAUGAACCACUCAGAUAGCAUGCCCAGCCGGGAACUUCCCCUGGUGCCGAGUGAGAGCAAUGAACAGCUCAGCCAAGGUGCCUAUGGUGGACUAAUGGAACGCCCCUCAGCCUCUAUGUCUCCCAGCUCCGCCUCUAUUGCUGCCUCACACUUUGAUUCAAUGGAGCUGCCUCCUCCUCCUCAGCUGCUGCCUCGGGUGCCAGUCAAUGAAGGACAAUUUUCCACUGGCUUCCUCCAUACAACUUUCCCCGAAACCCCUGAAACCACAGGUAAUGCUCUGAAGUGGGAUGAAUUGGUGCUUGGUCUAGAUUUGAGGAGGGCCAGAGGACUCCCCUCGCCUCCUUGCUGGAGCUCCUAUUGGGGAUGGCAUAAUGGUGGAGGAUUAGUUGACAAUCCCUAUAAACAAGCCCAAAGUGGGCAGGUUUUGUAUCACUUAUACUGCAAUGUGCUCUACAUGGGGCU
Molecule: messenger RNA, 1616 nt
Organism: Thamnophis sirtalis
Lineage: Eukaryota; Metazoa; Chordata; Lepidosauria; Squamata; Natricidae
Source: RefSeq, a predicted model, not a curated record